Schistosoma guineensis is the source of this 1579-nucleotide messenger RNA. Lineage: Eukaryota; Metazoa; Platyhelminthes; Trematoda; Strigeidida; Schistosomatidae. The record is from the annotation of a GenBank genome assembly.
CUCAAGUCCAUGGACUCCACAGGCACCCCGUUUCAAAUGUCGACUACAGUGGAUGUUUCGAAAACUUACAAAAAAGUUUAAUUUUUCUCCGCGCAAAAAUCCUUCAUCUGAUCCAACGUUCAACCACUUUAUUGUGACCAAAGAGGUUUUAUCUCCAAUAGUUUAUUAGUCAAUAUGCUAUUAACCCUUCCUGGAUCCCUGACAAGAUUUCUGCUGGUCCAGAGCCCGAGUAAAGAAGGUUUGGUCUCUCCCAAACGUAAAUCACUUGAUCGAUAUGAAAGAAUUGGAAAUUUAUUAGAACAAUUUUUAAAAGGAAAGCUACAGCAUAUUCAUAAAUUUACUGAUUUACCAGAUGGUUAUUUCCUAAUUGAUGAAAUUAUCCAAUUACCUGAAUUCAAAAAAGAACAUUGUACAUAUGAUGAAAUUAUUGAUGUUGUACAUAAUGAUGCAUUAUUACGAUUCAGUGUUAGAGGAUCAAAAGUUCGCUUGAAACCGCCUGAAUUAAAUAAAGACCCUGAUGUAAUUUUAUCAAAAAAGUUAGCUUGGAUUCUACGUCAUGGAGCAGAGAAUGUCGGAAUGAAAUAUGAACCUGGUGGUUACCUUUAUGUAGAUAAAAUACUUCAAUUGAAACCAUUUCAAGGGGUUCGACUAGAAGAUAUUUCACGUGUUGUUAAUUCGAACGAUAAAAAACGCUAUGAACUGUCGACAAAUCCAGAAAAUGGCCGGUUAAGAAUCAGAGCUUACCAAGGUCAUACUGUUACAAUCGAAGGAUUAGAUAUUUCGUUGAUUGAAAAUCCUGAAGAUUACCCAACUGUUAUCCAUGGUACGUAUUUUCGUAAUUGGGAUUCAAUACGUAGAGAGGGCUUAAAACGUAUGCAACGUACUCAUAUACAUUUUGCACCGGGUGAAGUUGGUGAAACUGGUGUGAUAAGUGGUAUGCGUUCAAGUGCUGAGAUUAUUAUUUAUAUUGAUUUAAUUAAAGCAAUAAAUGAUGGAUAUAAAUUUUACUUAUCAAAAAAUAAUGUUAUUCUAUGUGAAGGAAAUAAAGAAGGUUGUUUACCGACGAAAUAUUUUCGUGCAGCUUAUCAACGUAAUCCACGUCUUAAACUUUCACUCACUCCGUAAAACAGCUGACUUGAAUAAAGCUUCUCGUAUAAAGAACAUACUUAUAUUUGUUGUGUAUAAAAAUAAAAUUCUCACAAACAUUCUGAUACAAAAGUACAAAAUUCGGUCAAUACAGUUAUAUCGUGAUUAUGUUUACUUCCAGUUUCAACUCUACGUUAGUGCACUACACUUGAACAGCCCACUUUCAUAUAUUUAUCUAUAUCUUUUGUUUUCUGUUAUAUAAUAUAAACUACUUUUACUCUAAACGAGUAGUUUGUUGUUUUGGAGACUAUUUUAUUUUAUUUUCCAGAUAGAUAUUCAGAUUCGUUUGACUGAUUUUUGACUUUUUGGUUUGCUAUUGUAUAACAUAUAUAUAAUUUUUUUAUAUUUGGAUUUUACUGAGCUGCAUAUUCUUAUGCAUAUUACAUAGAAUUGUACACAUUUGAAUUACUACAUUAUAAAGAGUUAUUAUCAG